This is a messenger RNA of Trypanosoma theileri, 399 nucleotides long. RefSeq lists its product as uncharacterized. The annotation marks the transcript as partial. Lineage: Eukaryota; Euglenozoa; Kinetoplastea; Trypanosomatida; Trypanosomatidae. The record is from RefSeq and is a predicted model, not a curated record. The transcript has a single exon.
GACAUUUUUUUUGAAAACAAAGAAAACGUGUGCCUGGCAGUGUUGCGUAUAUUUUGCGCGGCUCUCUCAGUGUUCAACUCUUGCAUUCGGGGGAAGGGCAUUCCAAACGCGAAGGUCGUGGCGGCGUGGGGCAAUAUACAGACGCGCCUAGAGGCUCAUCUUGAAAUGGAUCGCACCCCAAACGCAACGGCGUUGGUCGAAAUUCCUGUCCGAGGACAGUUUCGGCGCGGCAUGCAUUCCAAACGUUCGCGCCACAGCAACGGACGAACACAAACACAACCACUUUGCGCCCCUCACCAAACGAGAGAACAUGCAUGGGCUGGCGUGAGCGGCAUGCUUCGCUCCGGCGGGGCUCGAGGGGCGCUUUUGCGUCCCGAGGCGCUGAACCUUGAGGCCUGA